Amphibalanus amphitrite is the source of this 1045-nucleotide messenger RNA. RefSeq names its product zinc finger protein swm-like. The record is from RefSeq and is a predicted model, not a curated record. Gene Ontology annotation, cellular component: nucleus. The transcript is spliced from 4 exons. Gene Ontology annotation, molecular function: RNA binding. NCBI's taxonomy places the organism in Eukaryota, Metazoa, Arthropoda, Thecostraca, Balanomorpha, Balanidae. The coding region runs from base 92 to 1045 and encodes 317 amino acids.
CCUGACCUGACCUCUCUUACAGAGCUGCGGGCGGCCUCUCGACACCUGCAGUCUCCACCUGAAAGGGAUCCCGCCUCACCUCAACCAGAUUAUGCCGCUCAACGACUACAUGUCGGAGUUUGGCCGCGUCGUCAACAUACAGGUCUCGUUCGGUUGCGAUCCGUCGGCAGCGCUGGUAACCUUUGACAGCUCAGAGGAGGCAGAGGCGGCGCUCUCGUCUCCGAAGCCGGUGCUCGGCUGUGCUCAGAUCUCAGUGCGCCCCCAUGGAGACAGAGCGGCCUUUGGCGGGCGACAGAUGGCGUUAUCUGGUUUGAAACGAACUGUCGCGAACCCCGACGCAGCACGACGGAAAAGUGAACUCGACUCCGCAUCACAAGCAUCACAUCUACCACAAAAUAACGGUGAUACAGCGCCAGCAUAUCCAGACGACUCGCCAGCCGCGUCACAGGAACAGGACUCGGCUGACGAUCAGCCAUCAGCGUCUGAGGUGUGGCAGGCACUCCCACAGUCCCAGCAGCAGGAACAGACGUCAGCUGGACUCCCCACGGAGGAGACAGCAGAGGCGCGCCGUCAGAACCAGGAGAUCGCAGAGGCUCGACGCCAGGAGAUACGCCGGUCACAGGACCUGCUGGCUGCCAAUGUUGCGCUGGAGGCCAAACGCAAGGAGAAACGAGAGGCGGCGCGUCGGCUGGCGGCCGAGCUGCAGCGCCGGGAGGCAGACCUGUUACAGCGGCAGCUGGAGCAACAGCGGCACCUGCUGGCGCGCCUGGACAGCCCCGGUCUGCGGCCGGCCGAGCGGCAGGCGCUGCUGGGUGCUCUGCGCGCCCUACAGGCCGCUUCCCAGAGCACGCGCGCCGGCCUGACGGCGGCCCUAGAGCGCGGAGCGGCGCCCCGGCCGGCGCCCGCGCCCGCGCACAGGGCGCCGCUGAGGAGGGCGCACCCGGCCGAUGGAAGGGAGGCGGGCACCACAGACCAGCCGGCGGCUAAACUGGCGGCCGGUCUGCCGCAGGAGGUACGGAGUGGAAGGGGCUAUCAUGACAGAUAG